CACAGAAAGGAUGUCGAGAAAGAAGGAUGAGGACGAUGAAAACCAAGAAAACCUGAUGAUCCUCAGACUUCCCGACAAAUACGCUCAGACAGUGAGACAGGCAGUAAGUAAGGGUAACCUACGUGAGAGAUUACAGGUGGACAUCAAGGAUGACUGCAGGAACGCGCUGCUCAAGAUUGAAAAUGACAUACUGUCAGCAAGGAUAGUUGACCUGCCGUGCAUAGUUGAGUGUCAGAAAACUGUGGAUAACAAAACGUUCUACAAAUCUGGGGACAUCUGCCAGAUGUUACUGGUGGCCGAAACACCGCUAGAAGCGGAGGAUGCGAACAGAUCACAGCUGAUAAGAAAGGAGAAGAACGAUCACAAGAAAUAUGUUCACUCCCACGGUAUAACCCCUCCCUUUAAGAACGUACGGAAGAAGCGUUUCAGGAAAACUGCUCCUAAAAAGAUAAUAGACGAUCCUGAGGUGGAGAAAGAGGUUAGACGCCUACUACGAGCUGAUAUCAGUGCUAUCAGCGUCCAAACGAGGAUUGUAUACGACAAACCACACUUGGCUCCGUCCUCCGUUCCGGAGAGUAGCAAGACUGUAUUGGAACUACCAGGCCUCUCUCAAGAAAUAAUAGAGAUACCCCAGACUGCUACAUGUGACCUCUCUAAAAUGUUGGAUGAAACGCUGACUGCUGACAUUUCAGCCACAAAACACAGCGCUCAGGAGGGAGAAGAGGAGAAGAGUUUCGACAAAGAGCUAAUGGAGAUGUUCCAGGAUCUGAGUAGUGAUGACGGGGACUCCAGUCCAGACGAGGACGGUACGACUACAAAGGCCAUUAGGAAAGGAGCUGUGAGGGUAGCCAUGGAUACCAGCAAUUCUACCAGUCAGGAUGCUAUAUUUGAGCUGGAGACCUUGGACAGGAAGAUAAGAGGGUUAGAGGUGGAGGUAGCUCGUACCACCAACUCAUUCCUACAACAACGACUCCAGGAUGAUCUGGAGAAUCUUAAGAAACUAAGAAGUAAGAAGUCAACUGAUAUGGACUGAAACUGGUCACUUGUCAAUGAGGACAAAUUUACAGCGAGAAGAAGUGAAAGCGGACAGAAGUUCAACUUUCGAUAAUGACAAGAUAGACCUAGUGAUCAGUUGUACUUGGUUAUUUUCACAUGGUCAUCUUCGCCUGAGCUUUGAGUUUACAGUUUACAUUGUCCUCUUCCAAUUUGUUAGAUCUACAAAUUAGAUAUGAUUUGUGUUAAGAUGAUAAUAUGAUGUGUUAUAUGUUUAAUGAUUGUCUUGUAAUUGAUUGGCAUAAUAGAAAGUGUCCAGUUACGAUCUAAACUGUGAAGAUUAGAACCAUACAGAUUCAGUCUCAGUUAUCUUUAGUGCGAAUAAUUGCUUUUACAUCAUUUUGAUAAUCACUGAUAUCUUUUAUUUGAGCAUUUGACUUGUACAUUUAGUUUUGUUUCAAAUUUACAUUUCUAUUUUAUCAGAA
Molecule: messenger RNA, 1478 nt
Organism: Bolinopsis microptera
Lineage: Eukaryota; Metazoa; Ctenophora; Tentaculata; Lobata; Bolinopsidae
Product: transcription initiation factor TFIID subunit 7-like
Exons: 9
Coding region: 11-1033 (340 amino acids)
Biological process (GO): RNA polymerase II preinitiation complex assembly; transcription initiation at RNA polymerase II promoter
Cellular component (GO): transcription factor TFIID complex
Molecular function (GO): RNA polymerase II general transcription initiation factor activity
Source: RefSeq, a predicted model, not a curated record